Messenger RNA from Mucor mucedo, 579 nucleotides. RefSeq lists its product as uncharacterized. The coding region runs from base 1 to 579 and encodes 192 amino acids. The transcript has a single exon. Lineage: Eukaryota; Fungi; Mucoromycota; Mucoromycetes; Mucorales; Mucoraceae. The record is from RefSeq and is a predicted model, not a curated record.
AUGCAUCAAGACGACUUUGAUCCUGGGCAGCUUAAAUGCCCUGAUUGUCCCGUUACUUUCAGCAACAAAGCUAAUCUUAACAAACAUUUGGCUAAACAACAUAGGACGCAGGUAGAAACCAUCAAGGGGCGUUGCUACAAAGGUAGACGUCGUAAUGCCAACCUCAGAUAUUACGAAAAGAAGAAAAUCGAAAAAACGUUGGCGAAUCAAGAUUCAGAUUCUAUGACAGCAACUCAGCUUCGUAAUCAGAGAUACUACCGCCAAAAGAUGUUGAAUAAAGCAGUAACAAUUACGCGUGCUCAUAUAUUGGAUACACUCUUUGUGGAUUUUGACGAGGAGCUUUCCAAAUUGUCAGGCGAUAAUUUAAAAAUGAUCAGAGAUUCCCGCAAAUUCCAUUUCACUAAUUAUUAUGAGGACAUGGAAGUGCAAUAUAAGCUUAUUAUCCGUUAUACAGACGUACCUGAUACGUACCGUAGCCGUAUUGCCACUAUCACAAUUAUAUUAGAUUUUCUUCACUUAGUUUUCCCUUCCAACAUCAAGAAAGAUUACGAUGCAAAGAGUGUGUCGUACCUGUGGUGA